Molecule: messenger RNA, 1114 nt
Organism: Helianthus annuus (common sunflower)
Lineage: Eukaryota; Viridiplantae; Streptophyta; Magnoliopsida; Asterales; Asteraceae
Product: LIM domain-containing protein PLIM2c
Exons: 5
Coding region: 173-856 (227 amino acids)
Biological process (GO): actin filament bundle assembly
Cellular component (GO): actin cytoskeleton; plasma membrane
Molecular function (GO): actin filament binding
Source: RefSeq, a predicted model, not a curated record
CAACAAACCAUUGCAGAAAAGUAGAAAAUUAAGAGAAAAUAUAUAUUUUCAACAUAAACAUGAUUUUCUUUUUCCUUUGAUCCUCAUUUAAACAAUGAAUUGACAACCCAAUUUUGUUAAGAUCUAUAGUUUUACAUCAAAACUUAGAAAAAGAUUAAGAAGAUAAGCAACAAUGUCAUUCACAGGAACUUUGGAUAAAUGCAAAGCUUGUGAUAAAACUGUUUAUUUUGUAGAUUUGUUGACUGCUGAUGGGGUUACUUAUCAUAAAGCUUGCUUCAGAUGCAGUCAUUGCAAAGGCACUCUUUCGAUGGUCAAUUACUCAUCCAUGGAUGGAGUUCUUUACUGCAAGCCUCACUUUGAACAACUCUUCAAGGAAUCUGGGAACUUCAGCAAGAAUUUCCAAACAUCAUCGAAACCAGAUAGAGAUAACACGUCAAAAGCUCCAAACAAACUUUCAUCUAUGUUCUCUGGCACUCAAGACAAAUGUAGACAAUGUAACAAAACUGUCUACCCCCUAGAAAAGGUGACAAUGGAAGGCGAACCAUAUCACAAGUUAUGCUUCAAAUGUGCUCAUGGAGGCUGCCCUCUUACACACUCAUCAUAUGCUGCCCUUGAUGGUGUUCUUUACUGCAAACACCAUUUUGCUCAACUCUUCAUGGAGAAAGGAAAUUAUAGUCAUGUCCUCGAGGCCGCCAAUAGAAAGAGUAAUGCAAAGCCGGAGGACGUUGCACCUGAGGCACCACCGCAUGAGGAGGAAGAUGGCGGAGAUGGAGACGGAGAUAGAGAGGAAGGAACUGGAGAGGGAGCAGAAGAUGAUAGCCAACCAGAACCACCACAGGAAGAGGAGCAAUCCUAAAUCACAACCGGAGGACGAGCAAUCACCAGUCAUAAAUAUAUUCAUAUACUUUAUAUAUACUCACAAAUCUUGGUUUCUUUUAUAAUGUAUCUUUGUCAAGCAAGCCGUUUUUUAUCUCUUUACUGGACCAUUGAAAGUACGAGUUUUCAGUGGUUUUACAUUCAUUUUUUUCCUUUAUUUUCAAAGUUAAUGAUGAUAUAUUAUGUGUAAACUUUUAAAGUUCAAAUAUAAUUCAAGUAACAAUCUUGAGGAUAUGUA